Molecule: messenger RNA, 3412 nt
Organism: Nyctereutes procyonoides (raccoon dog)
Lineage: Eukaryota; Metazoa; Chordata; Mammalia; Carnivora; Canidae
Gene: ADAM15
Product: ADAM metallopeptidase domain 15
Exons: 20
Coding region: 46-2400 (784 amino acids)
Biological process (GO): proteolysis; integrin-mediated signaling pathway; innate immune response
Molecular function (GO): integrin binding; metalloendopeptidase activity
Source: RefSeq, a predicted model, not a curated record
CGGCCCAGCACCUGCUGCCCUCGCCCCGCCCGGGGCGCCGCGGCCAUGCGGCUGGCGCUGCUCUGGGCCCUGGGGCUCCUGGGCGCGGGCAGCCCUCUGACCUCACGGCCCCUCGCAGAUAUCGGUGGCACUGAGGACGAGCAUGCAAGGCCAGAGAGGGCCCUGGGUGGACCCUCGGAGCCCCAGAUCCUUCCUGACCACCCCAUGCUCAGCCUAGCAGAGAUGCUUCAGACCAAUCUUCCUGAGGCCUUUCGGAUCAAAUUAGAAUUGGAUGGUGACAGCCAUAUUCUGGAGCUGCUACAGAACAGGGACCUAGUCCCAGGCCGCCCGUGGCUGAUGCGGUACCAGCCUGAUGGCAUCCGUGUGGUCAGUGAGGGACACACUCUGGAGAACUGCUGCUACCAGGGAAGGGUGCAGGGCCAUGCGAGCUCCUGGGUCUCUGUCUGCACCUGCUUGGGGCUCAGGGGUUUGGUGAUCCUGUCCCCAGAGAGAAGUUAUAUGUUAGACCUUGGGCCUGGGGACCUGCAGGCCCCCCCAAACAUCUCCCGGAUCCAGGACCUCUUCCUGCCAGGCCACACCUGUGCCCUGAGCCGGCAUGCAUCUGGGCCCACUCAGGCUCCCCUGGAGCAGCCCCCGGAACAGCACCACAGCUGCACUCGGCGGCGGCGGGACGUGGUGGCAGAGACCAAGAUUAUUGAGCUGGUGAUAGUGGCCGAUCACUCUGAGACACAGAGGUACCCGGACUCCCAGCAGCUGCUGAACCGCAUGCUGAAAGUGACCUUCCUCUUGGACACAUUCUUCCGGCCCCUGAAUGUCCGGGUGGUGUUAGUGGGCCUGGAGGCCUGGACCCAGCGCGACCUGGUGGAGAUAAGCCAGGACCCAGGCCUCACACUGGACAAUUUCCUCCACUGGCGCCGGGUGGACUUGCUGCCUCGACUGCCCCAUGACAGUGCCCAGCUGGUGACUGCUACUUCAUUCUCUGGGCCCACAGUGGGCAUGGCCGUUCAGAACUCCAUCUGUUCUCCUGACUUCUCAGGAGGGGUGAAUAUGGACCACUCCACCAGUGUCCUGGGAGUUGCAUCCUCAAUAGCUCACGAGUUGGGCCACAGCCUGGGCCUGGACCACGACUUGCCCGGGAACAGCUGCCCUUGCCCCGGGCCGGCCCCUGCCAAGAGCUGCAUCAUGGAAGCUUCCACAGACUUCCUGCCGGGCCUGAACUUCAGCAACUGCAGCCGGCAGGCCCUGGAGAAAGCCCUCCUGGAUGGAAUGGGCAGCUGCCUCUUUGAACGGCUUCCCAGCCUGCCCUCUAUGGCCACUGUGUGCGGAAAUAUGUUUGUGGAGCCUGGAGAACAGUGUGAUUGUGGCUUCCCGGACGACUGCACUGACCCCUGCUGUGACUACUUCACCUGCCAGCUGAGGCCAGGGGCACAGUGUGCAUCUAAUGGGCUCUGCUGUCAAAACUGCCAGCUGCGCCCGGCUGGCUGGCAGUGCCGUCCUGCCCGAGGGGACUGCGACUUACCCGAGUUCUGUCCAGGAGACAGCUCCCAUUGCCCUCCUGAUGUCAGCCUGGGUGACGGCGAGCCAUGUGCAGGGGGACAGGCUGUGUGUGUACAAGGGCGCUGUGCUUCCUACGCCCAGCAGUGCCAGGCUCUCUGGGGACCAGGGGCCCAGCCCACUGCACCACUUUGCCUCAUUGCUGCCAAUACUCGAGGGGAUGCAUUUGGGAGCUGUGGGCGCAGCCCUAACGGCAGCUACAUGUCCUGUGCCCCUAAAGAUGCCAUGUGUGGACAGCUCCAGUGCCAGGGGGGUCAGGCCCAGCCUCUGCUGGGCUCAGCCCGGGAUCUGCACUGGGAGGUGCUAGAAGCCAACGGGACCCAGCCAAGGCUGAACUGCAGCUGGGUCCACCUGGACCUGGGUGACGAUGUGGCCCAGCCCCUCCUGGCGCUGCCUGGCACAGCCUGUGGUCCUGACCUGGUAUGCAUUGACCAUCAGUGCCAGCCCGUGGACGUCCUGCGUGCCCAGGAAUGUCGAAGCAAAUGUCACGGGCACGGGGUCUGUGACAGCAAAGGACAUUGCCACUGUGAGGAGGGCUGGGCCCCCCCUGACUGCACCAGCCAUGUCAGAGCAACCAGCUCCCUGACCACAGGGCUGCCCCUCAGCCUCCUGUUGGUAGUAGUCCUGGUACUGCUUGGUGCCAGCUACUGGCACCGUGCUCGCCUGCGUCAACGACUCUGUCAGCUCAAAGGGCCCAGCUGCCAGUACAGAGCGGCCCAGUCCGGUCCCUCAGAAUGCCCAGGACCCCCACAGAGGGUCCUGCUGAUGCCAGGGGCCAAGCUGCAGGCCCAGAAGCAGAAUCCAGCCUGGAGUGGGGAGGGGCAGUCACCUAGGAGGGUCUGCUGAGUCCUUUGAGCUGGCCAAGCUGGUGGCUUUGAGAGGUGGGUCUGUGGGUGCUCCCAGCAGGGGCCCCUGGAGGAUGCGGGGCUCAGAAAUGGCCUUCAGUGUGCCACUACCUGCUGAGGCCCAGGUCACCAUGUGUAGAAGGGCUGCUGCACGCCCCGCAAGCCCUCUGGAGCUGAUGACGGGGUAUGUGUGUGGAGGUGGUCUGCAUGCUCACCCCACCACUGGUCACCCCCUCUGCAUGCAACUGAAUAACCGCAUGCACAGUCUCCACCUCCCCUGGGGCCCUGGCUGCCCCUCCCCAGGCACUAACCCCUCUCUGCUCACAUCUCUCUGCUCCCUCUCCCCUCCCCCAUCCCACCCUGCCUGCCUGCUCCUCCUGCUCUCUCAGCAGGCUGGUAUUCUUGGCUUCCCAGCACCCCCCUCCAGACCGCUGCCUCCUGACCCUGUGCCCAAGAGACUCCAGGUAAAUCCAGGCCAGGCCCCGCCCUGACCCAGGGCAGGUGGGAGGCUUGGUGCCCAGCUGCAGUUCCCACCCCUGUCCCCUGCCAGUAGCGCUCUCUGUGAGGGGACCAGGGUGCCCCUUGGCCUGCAGAUACAGCCCCAGCAGCAGCAAAGGGUGAGCCUCCUGCCUUGUUUUCUACCACCACCUGGUGGUCAGUGGCAGGACUGCAGCCGGCCCGGGACACCGCUGUGACCCAUCCCUUCCUCCCCUGAGGCUUCUGCUGGCAGAACCCCAAGCCUUGUGCUCAUGUCCCCAUUCUCUCCUGCCCCCUGGCUGACUUUGCAUGUUGAACUGAACCCCUCAAGAAAACCACUGCAUGCUCACUUGCCCCUGGCCAUGCUCUCACAGCACUGCCCAUCUCUCUGUCCAGGCUGAGCUGGCUGACCGGCCCAAUCCCCCCACCCGCCCUCUGCCCGCUGACCCGGUGGUGAGGCACCCGAAGGUAACAGUGUGGGGAGAGAAGGGUGCAGCCUCUCCCCCACCCAGAGCUGUGGUGCUUAUUGUCCUGGC